Molecule: messenger RNA, 1689 nt
Organism: Rotaria socialis
Lineage: Eukaryota; Metazoa; Rotifera; Eurotatoria; Philodinida; Philodinidae
Source: the annotation of a GenBank genome assembly
AUGAAACAUCUUUCGAUUGUUUCUAACGAUCGAUCAAUUGUUUUGUCAAUAUCCAUUAUGAUUAUAUUCACUACAUUACUUGGUCUAGUACGAUGUCAAGAUUUUCGAUCACCAUACGGUACACUUGCUGAUUGUGAUAAUCGAGCAGUACAUAAUUGUUCAGACGAACAACGCCUAUUAUAUUUCUUAAUGAAAAAUUACUCAAACAGUGUCCGACCAGUACGAAAUGCCAGCUUACCAGUACCGGUUAAGCUUGGUUUAACAUUAACACAAGUAUUUGAUAUGAUAGAAAAAAAUCAAAUUUUGAUCACAAAUGUAUGGCUAGAUCAAGAAUGGUAUGAUGAAUUUCUACAAUGGGAUCCAGCUGAUUUCAACGGGAUUCAUCGUCUUAAUCUUCCGUCCAAACUCAUUUGGUUACCAGAUAUUGUUCUUUAUAAUAAUGCCGACGAAUUUUCUAAUAGUAAUAUAAUGCAAGUAAAUGCGAUGAUUAUUCAUAAUGGCAACGUGUUUUGGCCAAUACCAACACGAUUGAAAAGUACAUGUCAAAUUGAUGUUACAUAUUUUCCCUAUGAUGAACAAGAAUGUAAACUUAAAUUUGGUAGUUGGACUUAUAAUGGAUAUCAAGUUUCAAUUGCAGAACGUAAUGACGCUAUUGAAUUAUCUAGUUACGUUCCAAAUGGCGAAUGGGAUUUAUUAGAUACAUCAUAUCAAGUUAAUAUUGUUCGAUAUCCAUGUUGUCCCGAACCAUUUCCAGAUAUAACAUUUUAUGUUCGCAUUCGACGACGUAUUUUAUAUUAUUUAUAUUCAGUUGUUUUUCCAUGUGUGAUGUUAUCAAUACUAACUUUACUUGUAUUUUGUUUACCACCCGAAUCUGGCGAAAAAAUUGCUCUUGGCAUAACCGUUUUACUUGCGUUUAGUGUUUUUAUGUUAGCUAUUGCUGAAAAUAUGCCGGAAACAAGUGAAUAUAUUCCACUAAUCAGUUUAUAUUUAACUGCAGUUAUGGCUAUGACAAGUGUAUCAGUAAUGAUGACCGUGUUCGUUCUUAAUCUUCAUUAUCGUGGUCCGAAAAAAAAUGAAAUACCUUUUUGGCUUCAACAGUUAUUAGGUUUAUCAGUUACUAAUAUUUUUCGUACGAUGAAGAAACGUAAAAAAUUCAGAUUUUCAUUUCGAAAUAAAGAGAAAAGAUUAAAUAAAAUUAAUGUUCAAGAUACAAAGCAAAAUCAACAAACAACACCUCGCAUGUCUACUAAUGGCCUAUUAUUGUCUUAUACCAAUGUCAAUGAAACGAAAAUAAAAUCCAGGGUAACAACAAAUGUAAAUUUGAUGCAAAUACAAAAUACGAGUUGUCAAGAACAAAAUCAAACGAAAAAAACAAAUCGUAAACAUUUACAGAGUGAAGACAUUCCAAUGAUUAAUCGGUCAAUGUCUCGUUCAAGUUCAGUAGAAUCGAUUCAUGAUGAAAUUCAAGAUACAUUACAUAAUUUAUUACUUAAACAAAAAGAACUUGAACAUGAUCAAAAAGUAACAAGCGAUUGGCGUGCAUUGGCGACUAAAAUUGAUAAAUUUUUAUUUUAUGUUUUUCUUUUAUUAACAAUAAUAUCAACUUUAGGACUUCUUGUUGUAGCGCCAUUAUUUCGAAAUAAUGCACAACGAAAAAUCAAACUUUGGCAUGGAUCACGUCGACUUUAA